Oikopleura dioica is the source of this 1698-nucleotide messenger RNA. The record is from the annotation of a GenBank genome assembly. Lineage: Eukaryota; Metazoa; Chordata; Appendicularia; Copelata; Oikopleuridae.
AUGCGAACUUUUACAGCAGGAGUAGCUGUAUUGGGCUUUGCCGCGGCGCAAGAGCAGCCAUGUGUUGGGUCGCUUCCGAUGGAGUGCGACUUGGAGUGCGCUGAUGCUCCGCCAGCUGGCUGCAACGCUGAAGGAAAAGACCCUCUUUGCCGAUUCUGUGGGUUUGACGGCUUCAGAGACUGCAAAGGAAACGGACCGUGCUGCUGCACCGAUUGCGACGAAAACUGCAAGGCAACCACUACGAAAUCAACAACGACUACUCGAACAACCACGACUUCUCGCUCUACUGAGUCGACCACAUCUGGUUCCACCAGCCAAACAUCUUCAGGAACAACGUCACAGUCGCACACAACCAGUGGCAGCAACAAUGGCGGCGGUGGUGGAAACGGCGGCGGCAGCAUUGGCGGUGGUCCUGACUGCUCCAACGUCAUCGCCGAGCCAGGCGAGCUCGUCUUUGAAGAAAACUGGGAAUAUUUGAACAUGGACAUUUGGGAGCACGAAAUCACGAUGGGCGGCGGAGGCAACUGGGAAUUCCAGACCUACUUGAACAACCGCACCAAUUCGUACGUCAAGGACAACACGCUCUACAUCGCGCCCACCUUCCUCGCCGAUGUCGAAGGAGAGUCCUUCCUCUGGACUGGAAAUCAAGAUCUCUGGGGCGCUUCUCCAGCCGAUCAAUGCACCGGAAACGCCUGGUGGGGCUGCCAGCGACAAGGAACAAAUCCCAACUACCUGAACCCGAUCAACUCUGCUCGUCUCCGAACAGUGCGCGCGAUCAACCUCCAAUACGCAAGAAUCGAAAUCGAAGCCCAACUUCCUCGAGGCGACUGGCUUUGGCCAGCAAUUUGGAUGAUGCCCAAACACCUGAGCUAUGGAAAGUGGCCUGCAUCCGGAGAAAUCGACAUCAUGGAAUCUCGUGGCAACGAUAAAGUCACCGACCCUCGAAACGGCGAGGAAGUUGGCAACAACUGUUUCGGGACGACGCUUCAUUGGGGCCCGGCUUGGAACAUGAAUGGCUUCCCAAAGACGCAUGCGAAUCAUUGCUACAAUCCGGGAGAGUUGACGGGUCAAAUGCACACUUAUACCGUCGACUGGACUUCGGAAUACAUCGCUUGGGAAUUCGACGGUCAGGAGGUUUACAGAGUUGAUACAAACGGCUACUCCGGCUUCUGGCAAAUGGGCGACUGGGACACCACCGCUCCCGGCCUCUCGAAUCCCUGGGAAUACGGAACUCGAAACCAGAAAAUGGCUCCUUUUGACACUGAAUUCUACCUGAUCAUGAACCUCGCCGUUGGUGGAGUGAACGAAUACUGGUCCGAUCAGUUCAUUUACGAAAACCCAAAGCCGUGGACUUCUCAGUCGACUCAGGCGAUGAAGGACUUUUGGGACCGAAAAAACACUUGGGAGCAUACUUGGAAUGGAGAAGACGCUGCGAUGAAAAUCGGCCGAAUCCGAAUGUGGCAGCGAGGAGAUGGAACCGAGCAGCUUCAAGAAACUUUCAACUACGAGUCAAAGGGCUCGACCAAAAUAGAGAGCUUGAGCUCUUGUGGAGCUAAAGAGGUAUUGAAGGAUUCAAGUCGACGCAAACAGGAAACCAUAAUUGAAUUUCGCUGCGAAGAAAAGUGCAUGCGCUUUGAGAAGACUCUUGUGACUUAUUUUCUCGGCCUUUCUAUAAUUCGUUCCCCGAUCAACGAAUAA